UCCGUCGCGUGUCGUCCUCACCAGUCCUCACAGACGAAUGGGAUUUUUAAAUCACACAGGCUUCACAUUCGGACUCGAGAUAUCGCAGAAUUGUUGGAAUUUGAGUUUUCAACCCUCUCGGUGAUAAUUUCGCCGUCACCGGUGUCGCUUAGCAUUUGUUUUCGGUAGGCGAAGAAAACGCGAGAAGAUGGACUUCGAGAUUUCGGUGAGACGGGCAGAUUCGGCAUAGCGCGAUCGUAAUACAUAUAUCGAUCGACAUUUUCUUUUCCUUUUUCGUCCUUACGUGAUGACCAACGUGAGACACCAAGAGAGAUAACGUGGGCGGUUGCAACCUAGACUUUCGCGACAUGUAGUGUUUGUCGAUCAUCAGUGUAGGACGUGUCGAGUACGAUCGAACGAAUUCGAGCGACAUUUUGUCCGAGCGAUGGGAUUGCUUGAUGAUGAGAGUAAAUUCGUGGUCUGGUGAUCCUGAGGUGGCGAAAGUAUGGCAGCGGCGCAGAGCACACCGGAGUCGGACACUGGGAGCUUUGAGUGUUUCAGAAACUACACGGCACCGGAGGUGUUUGUGCAAGGCCUGGCCGGCAUCGUUGAUCAGCAGGACGUGGAGUCUAUGAUACGUGCACAGAAACAGAUGUUACAAAGGUUUGAAAAGACCAACGAGAUGCUGACAAACUGCAACCAGUUGUCGGUGAACAGACUCAAGACUGCUGGUACAGAAUUCAAGAAGCAUACUGCUCUUCUAGUCGAGAUGAAGAGGGACCUGGAUUAUAUUUUUAAGAGGAUUCGUUUGAUAAAAAAUAAAUUAAACCAGCAAUAUCCACAGGCAUUUAACGAGGCAGUAAGGAGUAGUUUGGCGGAAGAAGUUAUCGUGGAGGAUGUCGAUUGCCCGGUGAAACCCCUCGAACCAGAGGUUGUACCAUUGCCAUCUAUCCCAGCUCAUGGUGCUGCUGAUCAAGAUCCCGAUUCAGAUGUGCCGGUCGAGGAGUUUCAGUUCGCGAAGCUGCGCAAACGGCGAAUAAAGAGUAACGACAGUUCGUCGACGGAGAGCAACAACGAUCAGAGUAACGCCGAUACAUCGUCCUGCACAUCCGAUACCGGUUGAAAGCCGGACAGUAAUAAGAGAAAGAGGGAGAGAGGGAAACGCUUGUCAUAAUAAUUGUUCCAAAGUCGGACUCACGCAUCGGCCACUUUAAAUGUUGCUCGGGAGCGAUACGGGCUAAUCAAUCGGCCAAUCGUUCGAUCAAUCAAUAAGGCAAUAAGGGAGUCGGGAGGCGCGGAGUUUCGAGGUGGCGUCGACGCCACGCACAGCAUAUCUCGAUGUUAUUGUGCGAGCUGUGAGUUUGUGAGUACUGUCAAUGUUGAGAAAAAUAAAUUCUUUGU
Messenger RNA from Cyphomyrmex costatus, 1380 nucleotides. Its product is annotated as kxDL motif-containing protein CG10681. Lineage: Eukaryota; Metazoa; Arthropoda; Insecta; Hymenoptera; Formicidae. The coding region runs from base 485 to 1102 and encodes 205 amino acids. The record is from RefSeq and is a predicted model, not a curated record. Gene Ontology annotation, biological process: lysosome localization. The transcript has 4 exons. Gene Ontology annotation, cellular component: BORC complex.